GGAUCCAACCGAAACCACCUCGCGCCCCCAAGAUUUCGCGUUCCCUCGCAAAUCCACCCGAUAAAUACCCCCCACCCCCCAAAUCUCUAAUCCCACGCAGAAAUCCCCUCCCUCACUCCCGCCUCCAAAUUCCAAUUUCUCCGAGCGGUUGCGGCGAGAGGCUUCGGCGAUGUCAGGUCGCGGUAAGGGCGGUAAGGGGCUGGGCAAGGGCGGCGCGAAGCGCCACCGCAAGGUGCUGCGCGACAACAUCCAGGGGAUCACCAAGCCGGCGAUCCGGAGGCUGGCGAGGAGGGGUGGCGUGAAGCGCAUCUCGGGGCUCAUCUACGAGGAGACCCGCGGCGUGCUCAAGAUCUUCCUCGAGAACGUCAUCCGCGACGCCGUCACCUACACCGAGCACGCGCGCCGCAAGACCGUCACCGCCAUGGACGUCGUCUACGCGCUCAAGCGUCAGGGCCGCACCCUCUACGGCUUCGGCGGCUAGAAGGCUUCUAUUGGUGGACUUGUGGUGGUGGUGGUGUGUGCUAGUGUAGUAUGGUCUCUUGUCGACGUUAUGUUCUGUGGCGGAUGGGCUUUACUCUUUGGGCGUCGUGGUGUUAGAGUUCUAGUCCAUUUGCUGCGAUACCUACCUUGCUGUUAUCAAUCGAAAACCCUCGGUUCAAGCCUCAGUUCUUGUGCCUCAAAUUAGGUUUGCGUAAUGGUUUAAGAUUCUUUAUCGA
This is a messenger RNA of Phragmites australis (common reed), 716 nucleotides long. RefSeq names its product histone H4. The transcript has a single exon. The record is from RefSeq and is a predicted model, not a curated record. The coding region runs from base 170 to 481 and encodes 103 amino acids. Gene Ontology annotation, biological process: nucleosome assembly. NCBI's taxonomy places the organism in Eukaryota, Viridiplantae, Streptophyta, Magnoliopsida, Poales, Poaceae. Gene Ontology annotation, cellular component: nucleosome. Gene Ontology annotation, molecular function: structural constituent of chromatin; protein heterodimerization activity; DNA binding.